CGGCAUGUUUCGCAAGAAAAAAGUGAGAUGGUAUGAUUAAACGUGAAUUAUCAGUUGUUCCAUAAACGCUUUGAAGAUUUGCUAGGUGUGCUUUUGUUUUAUUUUUUCAUAUUUCUCUUUGCAUUUUGCGUCAAAAUUGGUGACCUUCCGAGGCCAUGCUUUAAAAGUAAGCGGCAUUCGGGAGCCCCCGCACGCGCGCAGUAGAGCAAUCGAGUGGAUAUACAUACGUAUGUACAUACGUGCAUACAUACGUACGUACGACGCACAUUCGGACAACGCGCAGAGUGACCCCUGCACAGAUACUGACCGUGGCGUCCAAUGGAGGAAGACUCCUUUAAGAACAGACUGCUGAAGCGCAACAUCGACAUAUGGAUAGAGAAGUAUCGACCUGAGUGCCUAGACGAUGUAGUGGGAAACCCCUUCGUCAUAAACACGCUCAAGAGCAUCAUCGUGUCGGGCAAUAUGCCCAACCUGCUCCUAGCUGGUGCCCCUGGUACUGGGAAGACGACGAGCAUUCUCUGCCUGGCUAGCGAAAUGCUGGGGGCUCAGGCGAAGAAAGCCGUCCUGGAAUUGAACGCCUCAGAUGACAGAGGAAUUAACGUAAUCAGAGACAGAAUAAAAAGUUUCGCAAAGGAAAUUAUAAGUCUCCCCCCAGGGAAACACAAAAUUAUCAUACUAGAUGAAGUAGACUCCAUGACCACAGCUGCACAGCAGUCUUUAAGAAGAAUCAUGGAGCUGUACUCGGAUACCACUAGAUUUGCUUUAGCUUGUAAUCAAUCUGAGAAAAUAAUUGACGCACUUCAAAGUAGAUGUGCCAUUAUACGAUACUUUAAAUUAUCAGACGAUCAGGUUUUGAAACGAAUUGUAAAAAUAUGUCAAUUAGAAAAUAUAAAAUACACAGACGAUGGGUUGGAAACCCUUACGUUUAUAGCAGAUGGGGACUUAAGGAAGGCAGUCAAUUGUUUGCAGUCAACUUAUGCUGGGUUAGAGGUUAUAAAUAAGGAAAAUGUGUUAAAUAUCUGUGACAUUCCUUCUCCUGAAAGAAUUGAGAAUUUACUAAAAUUUUGCAUCAACAGUGAGUGGAAGAAGGCACAUGACAUAGCGUACGACAUGAUAAAGGAAGGACACACCCCUUUCGAUGUUGCUCUCACUUCUUCAAAUGUGUUGAGGAGAUACGACUUGGGUUCUGAGGCUGUACAGAUCGAGUUCUUAAAAAUUGGCGCCAUGGCUUGUAACACCAUGGCGAGUGGUUUGGCUAGCGUCAUCCAGCUGGAUAAGUUGCUCGCCGACUGGUGCAUAGCAGCGAAGGCCUUCCGCACCAAGUGCUAG
Messenger RNA from Plasmodium cynomolgi strain B, 1329 nucleotides. RefSeq names its product replication factor C subunit 4. The coding region runs from base 319 to 1329 and encodes 336 amino acids. The record is from RefSeq and is a predicted model, not a curated record. Gene Ontology annotation, molecular function: DNA binding; DNA clamp loader activity; ATP binding. The transcript is spliced from 2 exons. Gene Ontology annotation, cellular component: nucleus; DNA replication factor C complex. NCBI's taxonomy places the organism in Eukaryota, Apicomplexa, Aconoidasida, Haemosporida, Plasmodiidae. Gene Ontology annotation, biological process: DNA-templated DNA replication; DNA repair.